AAAGAACCAACCAGAAUUGGAGAUGUCGCCUCUAGCUCUAAUAACCGGAUCAACAGGGUUCAUCGGCUCGGCUGUGACCAAGCGUGCCCUCGAAGCAGGAUACAGAGUCCGACUGGUAAUCCGACGUGCCGACCAAGCCACCAAGUUGAAACAGGUAUUCGCAAAGUACGCCGACCACUUGGAAUUUGCCAUCGUGCCAGACCUCACUGUCAGUGGAUGUUAUGACGGCGUCCUCGAUGGCGUGGAAUAUGUCCUCCAUUUAGCCUCACCACUUCCGGCGCCGGGCACCGACGACUUAUUGACCCCAGCCCUGGAGGGGACGAAGGCGAUACUGGGCGCAGCCGCAAAAACCACAUCACUUAAAAGGGUUGUUAUUACCUCGUCAGUUAUAGCGCUGGUUCCGCUGGGAGGCCAGAGAGAUGGAUUGAUUGUCAAAGAAACGAAUCCAAUCGACCGAGCAAUUGACCCCUCUGUUGUUCCUACUCUUCCUCCUAUGGGCCAAUACCACGCCAGCAAAUUAGCAGCUCACAAAGCGACCCUCGAUUUCAUACAGGAGAAUCAACCGCGCUACACUACCAUCUGCCUCCACCCCGUCUUUGUAUUCGGGCGCAGCCUUGUGCAGACCACUGCUGAGGAACUAUCCGGCACCCCGGGCAUUCUGUGGCAGGCGCUCAACUCAGAGAAACCGACUAUGGGUCAGUUCUUGGGUGUGCAUAUUGAUGACGUAGCAGAGGCGUAUCUUAAGGCGUUGGAAGUUCCAAUCCACGGCGACGACAGCGAUAUCAAAGGAGUCCGGUCUUAUUUGCUUGCCGCGCAGAGACGGCCAUGGACUGAUGCCGUGCAAUUUGUCAAAGCGCAGUAUCCCGAUGUGCAGUGGCCGCUGUCCUCUGUUGACGCCACGAAUUAUACCGUUGACACGACCAGGGCAGAGAAGGAGUUGGGGAUUACGUUUAAAGGGAUGGAGGAACAGGUUAAAGAUGUGGUUGACCAGCAGCUGGAAUUUCGAAAGUGAUUGUAGGUCUUCGAGUUUCUUCUAUGUAUCUACCGUGCCUUGAUCUUGAUCUCGACGUUCAAUGUUAUCCCCUGCAGCUGAACUGAAACACGAGCCUCUGAAUACGAACUCGUAUACGCAUACGGUGUGACAGGUCGCCGGAUACUUUGCGGAUGCUUUCCUCGACCCAAUCUUCCGUAAUAAGGGUCUUGACGGUAAGAACCGCCCGGUCGUCUCUCCAGAUGAACAUCUGCAGUGGAACCAAGCAAUAUUCAUGUGCUUUGACUGACCCACUUCACGGUGACAAUCUCCAGACAUCCCGCCCCGCAACUCAGGCCCGUGCCUCUACAUUUCUAUUUAUUGGACAGCGUGGCUUAUUUCUUCCAUUUAGAAAUUCUCCUUACUCCAAAACAGCAGGGGGCAUGAAUCACUGCUGACGGAGCGCUAGGCCGCUAGACCGAAAACCUUGCAAUGCUGGCUGCUACAACAACUGCGAAUGAUCCUGGCAAGC
This is a messenger RNA of Aspergillus versicolor CBS 583.65, 1502 nucleotides long. RefSeq names its product putative 3-beta hydroxysteroid dehydrogenase/isomerase. NCBI's taxonomy places the organism in Eukaryota, Fungi, Ascomycota, Eurotiomycetes, Eurotiales, Aspergillaceae. Gene Ontology annotation, molecular function: oxidoreductase activity, acting on the CH-OH group of donors, NAD or NADP as acceptor. The coding region runs from base 23 to 1012 and encodes 329 amino acids. The transcript has 2 exons. The record is from RefSeq and is a predicted model, not a curated record.